Molecule: messenger RNA, 4287 nt
Organism: Exophiala oligosperma
Lineage: Eukaryota; Fungi; Ascomycota; Eurotiomycetes; Chaetothyriales; Herpotrichiellaceae
Exons: 1
Coding region: 665-3943 (1092 amino acids)
Molecular function (GO): S-adenosylmethionine-dependent methyltransferase activity
Source: RefSeq, a predicted model, not a curated record
CAACCAUGCGACUUCUCACUCUUUCCCCCUCAGUUCUUCCACCAACCAUUCCCUGUAUCCUCCAACAUCCUGUGAACACCUCUCGAGACUAUCGAACGAGCAUCGAUGCCACCUCCCGGCUCUUCUCGACGGGUUGCAGCUGGACCGGCCCGAUAAUUGGCUCGAGAUGUCUCUUCAGUUUCUCGGCUAUGGCCAUUGAUGCAUCCCAUGCCUUUAUCCACCGCCGUCUGGUCCAAUUGUGGACAACUGACAACGUACCGAUGCUCAAUCCGUGAAUGUGGUCGUGACAUGGCUGUGCCGCUGAGCAAUCUUCCCUCCAGGUUUCAACGGAGCGCCAAUGUUGUCGUUCACGGCGCUUCCAAGGGGAGUCUUCUGUUCUACUCCUCAUCUUCUUACCCGUCGAUAUUUCCCAUGAACAAACACUCUUCCUGAUUGACACCUCAUCGUCGCUGGAGUUGCUGGUCGCUACCGGUUGUCUCUACUUUCGCUCCUUACCUUCGUCGUUUUUCUGCGUCCGACCGUUGAUCGGCGACGCUCUAACAAGUUUUUUAAUUACCAUUACCACCUCGCUACACGCUAUCGGGCUGGCCCUCGAUGAACACUUGACGCUAACACCAGCUAUCAAACCAAACUAAUAUCUUAUGAAGGCUGGCCCUCCGAAAGCAUGAGCGUUUUACCAUCAACAACUUACCAAUCCCCGCCUCGGCUGGCCCGUGGACGACAGCUUAAUACUAUUGUCGAAGAAAAGGAAGAUGGAAGUCAAGGGGUCAAAAGUGAUAGCGAAGGAGAUGGAAGUGAUUCAACCGUCAUCGGUCGUCCUGCGGCCUGGAACUCCCAGCUCUUCACUGUUGCUCCUCGGAAGAGCUCUCUCGCCACGACCACAUACGCCGCUUCCCCGGUCUCCUCCUGUGAACCAUCUCCAGCCAGUAGCGCUAGCGAUGGAUUCCCACGCAACUCAGUAAGAACUUCUUACUCCGAUAGCGAAGCUGGCACGGUAUUCAGUGAUGAUUGUCCAUCUCUUGCCAGCGACCCCACGACAUUCGCCUCUGAAUCUAGCAGGAGCAGUUGUGCGAGCAACAGGUCAAGUCGAAACAGAUAUCCCGCUUUGAUCAUUCCUCGCGAUUCCUGGGGUACGGUGGACAGUAGUCCGAUCAAAGAAAUAGCCUAUGGCAUGUCACCGGCCACGAAAAUUCGCCUCUCGCCAACAACACUGUCAGCACUUCCAAGAUCCGUGCCUGCCGCAAAUGCACCACCUUCUUUGGGCGACAGCAAUAGUACCGCAUCCGAGUCGCCCUGCGUUCAAGGCACAAGCGCUCCGGUGACUCCUGACAUGAAGCAGCUUGAAGUUGCACAAGGUUCGAACUGGGGUGGUGUCUCACCAAGUGCGGCACCUCCAGUCGAGGCACAGCAUCUCGAGAUUGCACUCGACGAUGGCCACAGUGUAAUCUUGUCGCCAGCAGAGGCCCACUCCAACCACUCGUUUUCCAAUAUACUCUCUCCUACAGCGACAACAGCCUGGACUGACAUGGUGGUCAGCUUCCCUCAAGUGCCUGGUGCCACGCCACAGGACAUGUCACCCUUGAUGCCCACCAUUGAUGAGUUGAAGACAUUCGAGGAAGUCAAACCACGAUCCAACGGGUCGGACCCGGGUGUCCGUCUGCCUCCGGAUGCUCUGCAGAUUCUUCGGCGUUUGGCGGGUGACAGGAGCGUGGACAACCUCUCAACCUCGUCAGGUUCAGGCUCGGGCUCGGGCUCGUCAAAGAGGACCGGGAGACGUCAGGAAAUGCGUGAGCUGUUGGACCCUCACCUUAUAAACAGACCACGCAGCGCGGAUGGGGAGACUCCGAUAUCCGACUACAGCUUUACGCAACUCAGUAUCCCGUCUCCUGGAGGAUUUUUCUCGUCCUUGCAGAGUGGAUCUCGUCAUACUUGGUACCUAAAUAGGUCCAGAGGUCCAAGUAUGCCAAAUACUGCCACCGCCGAAACGUUCUACAAUCGACCUUGGGAAAAUACAAGCUCAAGUAACGUGGUAGAAACUGUUCUCGCUGUCGAUGACACGAACUUGACCGAAGGUCCACCCACCGCACGACAGGCACUUUUUGAUCUUGAUACUAGCACUAGACAAAAAGCAAAAAGUCAACAGACUGAAGACGACGAUCUCUACGGUCCUGGCGAUGAUACCAAACCACCAUCACCAGUCCCAAGGAAGGUCAGCUUCGAGUAUGACGAGAAAUACUUUGACGAGCUCAAACACAAUGCAAGCCGUAACCUAGACCUUACGGGUUCAUGGCUUGCUGCUCAAACCGGGUAUUUAUCCGCAAUACUCGAUUCAGACCCAAAUGUCAAUCAGGACGAGAAGGAGGUUGACGAACAAGAUAAGGCCAAGACUGACCUCGCGGCGACGACACGUCGUCGUACAGUAAUGUUCUCGGACGAUGUCAACACCGAAACAGCUGUGGUUGCUAAGAAACAAGCAGAACUAGACACGAAGGAAGUAGUGUUUUUGAACGCUUUCCGCUACAUGCUCAGCAAUCGCAAACGACGUGAUGCGUUCAUUCAUGCCAGUUCGCGGCUCGAAGCGAUACAAGCGUUCCGUGUGGCUUUGCCAGAGCAACACGUCACGAAUUUGUUGGGCCAACAUAUUCUCCUGGAGCACAAAAGACCAAAGUAUGCGGGACCGUUCAGCCAGAACCCUCGAGCUACAGGCAUAUUUGAGCAGACGUCUGAGCAGAUGGCCUUCAAAUUUGCCGAGCGCGAACAACUUGCCCUUGCAUCCAUUGAACCAUCCAAUUGGCAGAUUGAUGCCUUGAGGACCAUGUACGGCGGACGUCUCCUGGCCUCUGAAGCGGCAUGUCAACGACUCAGGAUGAAGUCUACCAUCCCACUUGAUGAUCCCAUGUGCGUCGGCAGUAGGCGGAUUCGCAUUCUCGACAUUGGUGGUACAUCGUGUGCAUCUUGGGCAUGGAAUGCGGCGCUUCAAUGGCCAAAUGUCAAGAUCUACACAGUCAUCACCAAGGAGCAAUCUCAAGCGCAGAGACCACCAGGAAAACCAAAACCUGAAGCACCCAAGAACCACCGGACUGUUUCGGUACCCCAUCUUUGGCAGUUACCUUUCCGCAGUGGUCAUUUUGAUGUGAUCUCGGCAAGAUCACUCCACGUUCUGCUGAAACAUAACCCCGUGCCAGGCGUCCCUGAGAUUGACGAAUGGGAUCUGGCACUGCGCGAAUGUCACCGAGUGUUGAAGCCAGGCGGGUUUAUUGACUACAUGAUCAUGGACUCGACAAUCGCUCACGCCGGACCUCGAGGUGAUGCCAUGUCUGUCGAAUUUGGCUUCGAAUUGCACCGCCGAGGGUAUGAGCGUGAAGCGGCCCGAAGUUGGUUACGCCGACUGAAAAAGGAAGGCUUCACAGGAGUCAAGAGGGCGUGGGUGUUUAUGCCCAUGGGACGGAAACCUCCGAAAGAAGUCGAAGAGAGUGCCCACGGUUACAUGGGCGGAUGGCACUCGUGGCGUCAAGGGGCCAAACCUUUUGUUCCGGCACCGCGACCGAUCAGCGAGGUCUCAACCAUCAGCAAGAUCGUCAAGCAGUACAUGGACGUGGAAGCCGUCCAAGGACCGGUCGGGAGUACAGAAGACGUGGCGGACUUGACUGGACUGCUCGGUGCCAGGAUGUGGGAAGAGUGGCUGGUCAAGGUCCGAGCCGAGUCUGGCAGGGAACAGGCACGUUGGCUCGAGGGUGUCGACGAGAUGAUCGAAGAAGGUAAGGAACUUGGGUCAGGUUGGAAAGUCCUGAUCGGUUGGGCGAGGAAGCCGAAGCCUCCAAAGGGGAAGGGGAAGGCCGAACGUGCCGAGAUCACGGUGGCGGUGGAGGAUCUAGAAGAAUUGAGUCCAACUUCUGAAGAGUGCACAGAGAUGGGGAUGAUUCCAAUGUUCAUUCAAGAGUGAUGAUGUGAUACGAAUCUUGAUUACGAGGUCUGUUGUUGUUGUUGUUGUUGUUGUUGUUGUAGCAGCAUGGCGAAACGGGAGUUUAUUCAGACUUGGACUGGAUGAGUGGGUGGGUAGGUACGGAGUACAUGGGUCGGUUUUGGGAACCGGUAAUGGAUGAAACACAUUGUAGAUGGGGGACAUACAUUCACUUUUUUUCCUUUUUGGUUAUUUUCCUUUUUAAUCUUUGUUGAUCAGUCAGUACAUAGGUAGGAUCUGGAGUCAGUGGUGAUGGUGCAAGACAGACAGAAAUAACAGUAUGUAGGUAGUUCAGUGUUUUGGCAUGACAAUGGCGUUUUCGAGUA